Brassicogethes aeneus is the source of this 465-nucleotide messenger RNA. The record is from the annotation of a GenBank genome assembly. NCBI's taxonomy places the organism in Eukaryota, Metazoa, Arthropoda, Insecta, Coleoptera, Nitidulidae.
AUGCAUGAAAACAUCGAAAGAGCUAUGCGUUCCGCAGUAUCCAUAGAUAACUUUGAUGAAUUUGUGAGAAUAGUUCAAAGGUCCAGAGAACAACUGCAUGUUGAAAAACAAGAAAUCUUUCGAGAGUGGAAAAGCAAGAAGCGCAUAAAUACUAAUCGUCAAAAGGUGAUGGAAGAUGCAAACACCCAGAAACUUGGAAUUGCCCCUAAUGUACUCCUACAAGACAUUGUUGAAGUUAAAUUUGUUAAAGGUAAACGUGAGCUUUUCUAUAAGACCAGUUUUGAAUCUGAUCAGUAUGAAGAGUUUGACUUUCUCCAGAAAAAAGUUUGCUUCACACCAACAACUCCUUCCUAUAAAAUGUACCUAUCGCGGUAUAAAUACAGCGAAAUAAGCUACUAUAAUCAAGGACCUAUUACCAAAAAUGAAAAACAUCAAUCAUCGUGCGUUUUGGCUAAAUCUUCCUGA